CCGACUCUGGUUGCAGAUGGCGAGCGUUGCGUUGCAGUAGUUGUUGUUAUUUUAUUUAUAAUUAAAGUUUAUAAAAUUGCUGAAAUUAACACAUUGAAAUUACAAAACGAAAAUUCAAUUAUCGUCGCCUAUCAACAAAGAGAAUCAACGAAAAUAAACAAAACAACCGGCCGCUUACGUAUGCAAAAUGUCGCUGACCACUCAGCGUGCAAUCACACUGCUGGCGGUGCUUAUCAACGCCGCCUGUGCGGUGCUAAGCGUAAGCUCAACGGUGAAUGAUGAAAUCAAGAAUGUUUUAAUACUUUUGGCCGAUGAUGCGGGCUUCGAGUCGGGCGCUUACCUAAACAAGUUCUGUCAGACGCCCAAUCUGGACGCGUUGGCCGAGCGCGGCUUGCUCUUCAACAAUGCCUUCACUUCGGUGAGCAGCUGUUCGCCCAGCCGCGCACAACUCCUAACCGGUCAGGCGAGUCACAGCAGUGGCAUGUACGGACUGCAUCAGAGCGUGCACAAUUUCAAUGUGCUGCCUGGCACCACAUCGCUGCCGAAUGUGCUGCGCGAAAAGUCACAGGGACGCAUACUUAGUGGCAUUAUUGGUAAGAAGCAUGUUGGCGCAAGCGCAAAUUUCCAAUUUGACUUUGAGCAGACCGAGGAGCAGCAUUCAGUCAAUCAAAUUGCUCGCAACAUAACCAGAAUCCGACAUUAUGCACGUGAGUUCUUUGCCAAGGCGCAAGCGGAAGCGCGUCCGUUUUUCUUGUUUGUCGGCUUUCACGAUCCACAUCGUUGCGGGCAUAUAACGCCGCAGUAUGGUGAAUUCUGUGAGCGUUGGGGCUCCGGUGAGGAGGGUAUGGGUGUUAUACCCGAUUGGACACCGAUUUACUACGAUUGGCGCAACUUGGAGGUGCCGCCGCAUUUGCCGGACACGGAUGUGGUGCGUCAGGAGCUGGCCGCACAGUACAUGACCACUUCGCGUUUGGAUCAAGGUGUGGGUGUUGUGCUGAAAGAACUUGCGGCGCAUGGCUUUGACGCAAACACUUUAGUUAUUUACACUUCCGAUAAUGGACCACCAUUCCCGGGCGGACGUACGAAUUUCUACGAGCAUGGCGUGCGCGAACCAAUGAUUAUUGCCGCACCAACGGCACAAGCACGUCGCCAUGAGACCACCGGCGCUAUGUCUAGUCUGCUGGAUAUCUUCAACACCGUACUGGAUGCUUUCCACUACUAUACACCCACUGCGAAUACGACCAAUGAGGAUGCCACGAAAUCGUUAUUGCCAAUACUUUACAAAGAACCACAGCCGGUUGAAAGUGAUGCCAUAUUUGGUAGUCAGAAUUUCCACGAGGUCACCAUGACCUAUCCAAUGCGUAUGAUACGCACGCGCCGUUAUAAACUCAUACACAAUUUGAACUUUUGGUCUUACUUCCCCAUCGAUCAGGAUCUCUACACGUCACCUACCUUCCACCAAAUUUUAAAUGCAACGCUCGCCAAACAAGCAUUUCCAUGGUAUAAGACGCUGCUAUCCUACUAUGAGCGUCCGGAAUGGGAGUUGUACGAUAUUAAAGCUGAUCCCUUGGAGCGUUACAAUUUAGUGGGUAAAUCCAAAUAUCAGCGCGUCUUCGAAGAGUUAAGUGCCCGUUUGUUUGAGUGGCAAGUGAACACGUCGGAUCCUUGGCGUUGUGCGCCGCAUUCGGUUCUAGAGGCUCAGGGUGUAUACAGAGACAGUCCGGCAUGUUUCACUCUGGGACAUGAGGCUCUACGUCGCCCACUCACGCAUUACAACAAGUAUGAGCUAUUGUAAUCGUAUUCAUGAAGUUAGCAUGAUAUUAUAUUUUAUUGAUACUUACUCUUAUAUAAUAGAUUUAAACAAUAUUAUAAUAAAUAUUGACAUAUAUUAAAAAAAUAUUA
Zeugodacus cucurbitae (melon fly) is the source of this 1902-nucleotide messenger RNA. RefSeq names its product N-sulphoglucosamine sulphohydrolase (gene Sgsh). NCBI's taxonomy places the organism in Eukaryota, Metazoa, Arthropoda, Insecta, Diptera, Tephritidae. The record is from RefSeq and is a predicted model, not a curated record. The transcript has a single exon. Gene Ontology annotation, molecular function: arylsulfatase activity. The coding region runs from base 188 to 1795 and encodes 535 amino acids.